Messenger RNA from Thalassophryne amazonica, 2343 nucleotides. RefSeq names its product nucleolar and spindle associated protein 1 (gene nusap1). The transcript is spliced from 12 exons. Gene Ontology annotation, cellular component: mitotic spindle; nucleolus; microtubule. The coding region runs from base 130 to 1473 and encodes 447 amino acids. Lineage: Eukaryota; Metazoa; Chordata; Actinopteri; Batrachoidiformes; Batrachoididae. The record is from RefSeq and is a predicted model, not a curated record. Gene Ontology annotation, biological process: mitotic chromosome condensation; mitotic cytokinesis; establishment of mitotic spindle localization. Gene Ontology annotation, molecular function: microtubule binding.
AGCAGCAGAGGAAGGAAAAAAAAUCUUCUGCUCGACACAUGCUUCGAAGCUUCGGUUUCAGCAGUAAAUUCGCCGCCUCAACAGUUCAUUUAUUUCUUUUGAUUCGCGAGAACAAACUGUUAUAGCAGCAUGGAUUUGGAGUCCAUGAAAUAUGCCGAGUUGCGAGCUCUCGCUAAAGAGCUUGGAGUGAAAGCGAACAUGAAGGCUGAUAAACUCCUGAAAGCGAUCAAACAGCAUUAUCAGGAAAAGAAGGCGGAUGGAGUGCAGAAUGAUGAUGCUGCAGAAGGCAACAGUGCUUCACAUGAUGACGCACAGAAGCAUGAAGAUGCUGCUGGGAAAGAAGUUCAUGACACAGAUGUGUUUGUAAACACUCGCAGAGGGAAACAAAAAGGGAUCAAGAGGAAAAUGUCUGAAACUUCAGCUGUGAUGCCAUGUGAUGCAGAGUUACCAGAUGGUGCAGCUGCAGCUCGGGGCGAUACUGCUGCCGCCAGCUGUCGUAAGGGCAGCAAAAAGGAAAUUGAGCUUCCUGAGGAGUCCUCAGUGAGUGAGCAGCAGCCAGACAUCAAACACGAUGAGCUUGCGUGGGGUGGUGCAGGAGAUGAACCGAAAGGAGGUAAAAUCCCUCGUUACGGAAGGCUGCAGAAGACGACUGCAUUGAAGCCUGUUACUCCGAACUUCAAAAAACUCCACGAGGCGCAUUUCAACAAAAUGGAAUCAAUUGACUCGUAUGUCCAGCGGAAGACCAAGCAGAUGGAGACUUACAGAAAUGCUGUGAAAGAACUGAAGGUGCUUUCAGACAAAACUAAACCGCAAGCCGAAAUUCCACCUGCAAAUCAAAGUCGUGCUUCUAUGUUCAGUCCUGCCCCGGUGAAUAAGACUGGAGCUACAGCUAAACGCAGAAAAACUAUGCUUUCAACCAGCAAGCUGCCUGUGAAGAAACCUGGUGGGAAGGAAGAUGAUUUGUUCAGACCAUCUGUCAUUUCCACUCGCAGGAUUAACGUGCGUUUCUCAGAAGCUACAAAUGACGAGUACAAGCAGUCCUUGGUGAAGACGCCUGCACGAAUGUCACUCUGUGUGGCCUCCAACACCCCACAGAAACUGACCUCUACUGGUGGAAAAGCGCAAACUGCCAAUACUUCUACUCUGUCUGCUACCAAGACUCCAGGACCGUUUAUCUUCACUGCCAACUCGAGUACUUCAGCGACCCCUGGAAUACAAAAGAAACCCUCGUUUGACCUGAAGGCGAGUUUGUCUCGUCCCCUUAGCUACAAGCCACAUACAGGCAAACUAAGGCCAUUUGGAGAGAUGAAAGUAAACACAGCAGGCAACGGAUCUGUUAUCUCACACUCGCAGCAGAAUUAUAAACAGCCCCAAGUCCAGACAAGGGAGAAGAAGAGAGCAAAACACAUUGAAGAACGGAAACAGAAGAAAGAAAGUAUGCUCGGGGCCAGAAGAGGUCUUGUGAUGAUGUAAAUAUUUUUGCUUCAGCUGCAGAUUUUUUUUGUGAUAUUCUGUAUGGUAUAACUGUUUAUUUCACUGUAAAUAUUUAGUUGAUACAAGCAGCUUUAGGAUUAUAGGCAUGUUCAUCUGCUUUCCUUUAGUCCAACUAGAGUGUAUGGUACUUAGAAUUUAUGCUACAACAAAGUAAGUACAAGAAAAAAAUCUUUUUCUUUGCAUUUAGAGGGCUACAGUUUUAAAGCAUUUUAAACUUGCUGCUCUGGAAAGAGUUAUUGUAUUUUGCUAUUCCAAAUCAGAAAAAGUUACAAUGAUAUUGGCCAAAAUAGGGGUGCAGGAUACAAUGAUUCUUGCAUUUACUUUGACUUAUGUUUCACUGACAACAGGAUGAACCCAGAAUAUUUCAUAUUUUGUGUGGCCAGAUUAUUUCAAAUUAUUUAAUUUGUUAAUAUACAUCUAUUCCUAUAUUUAAGGCCUGCAACACUUUUUUUAAGACUGGAUGGAUACAUGAACAUUUUCAAGUCACUGAAUAUCUCUUGAUCGAUCGAUUGAAGACAAAUUUCCCCACGGGGACCAAUAAAUCUAAUCUGAUCAAUUUUUUUAAAAAUACAAACAAUGUGGUACUGUAUAGUAAAUCUGUCUCAUAAUUAUCUGUCUCAAAAAUUGAGUCACCAUGUUAGAAGGUAACUAGUGAGGUGAAACCACGCGUGACACCCAGACUACUGAAAGAAUUAUAGGCUUCUGUGGAUGUGAGUGGAGAAACUGGAAAUGGUGGAAAAUUAGCUUGUUGUAUCCUCAUUUAAAGGUUCUGUUAAAGUGGACUAGACAAGGGUUGUAAAACAGGAAAAUGGAUCAGAUCACGGCUCAGGUUUCUCAUGUGCCGUCAGG